Messenger RNA from Anarrhichthys ocellatus (wolf-eel), 1131 nucleotides. Its product is annotated as disintegrin and metalloproteinase domain-containing protein 17-like. The annotation marks the transcript as partial. Gene Ontology annotation, molecular function: metalloendopeptidase activity. The record is from RefSeq and is a predicted model, not a curated record. Gene Ontology annotation, cellular component: plasma membrane. Lineage: Eukaryota; Metazoa; Chordata; Actinopteri; Perciformes; Anarhichadidae. The transcript has 4 exons. Gene Ontology annotation, biological process: membrane protein ectodomain proteolysis; Notch signaling pathway.
AAACCAACUCUUCUUGUAAAGUCUGCUGUCGCAGCGGCGGCGGCGGCGGCGUCUGCGCUGCGUACCAGGACGUGACGGGCAGCUUCCUGUUCCUGCGUAAAGGGAAACCCUGCACCGUGGGCUUCUGUGACGGAGCGGGGAAGUGCAUGAAGCAGGUCCAGGACGUGGUGGAGCGUCUGUGGGACUUCAUCGAUAAACUGGACAUCAACACCUUCGGGACGUUUCUGGCCGACAACAUCGUGGGCUCCGUGGUGGCGUUCUCGCUGCUGGUCUGGGUUCCCUUCAGCAUCCUGGUCCACUGUGUGGACAAGAAGCUGGAUAAACAGUAUGAACACAACACCAAGUCUCUGUUCUUCCCCAGUAAUGCCGAGCUCCUGAGCAGCCUGGAGUCGGCAUCAGUUCGGAUCUUCAAACCUCCGACGUUCCCCACCAGCACCUCCUCCGCUGGGCUGCGUUUCCAGCCGUCCAGCCCCCAACAGACCAGCACCCCUCCGGCUCCAGGCCCCACCCCCGCCCCCUACUCCGCCCCUCUGGACAGCCCCCGCAUGGCCACCAUCCAGGAGGACCCCAGCUUCAACUCACACCUGGACCAGGAGGCUCUGGAGGAGGCGUUCGGCCGGCCGCCGGGGUCGACUCAGCGCUCCUUCGAGGACCUGACGGAGAAAAGUGUAACGAGUCGAAGCGGGAAGACGUCCAUGUUCAGAAUGCAGAGACAACAUCAGAUAGACACCAAGGAGACGCAGUGCUGAGAUGACACACCUGAGGAGAGAGGACACACACCUGGAGAGAGUCUCAUGAUUUUAUAUUUCGUCUGUAUGAAUUCAUGUUUGUUAUUUAACUUAUUAAAGUAAAACAUUCUUUGUUUCGUGAAGAAGAAUAUUUUCUGUAUUUGUUAGACAUUAAAUUAAAGCGUUAAUGAGCUCGGCUGCUUCUCAUGAACUCUCUUUGUGUCCAAAGGAAUAAUUGUCAGAAUCAUUAAUUGUUAAAAGCCAAACACACACUAAUCGAUUAAAUACUCAACAUUCAUCAAAACAAACCUUCACAUUUGUGCUGCUUUAAAGUACAAGUACCUUAAUUUGUACUUCAGUAACUUAUCACGAGUACUCGUAUCUUUUGUUUCCUUUGCUGUAC